Messenger RNA from Drosophila serrata, 1603 nucleotides. Its product is annotated as chymotrypsin-like protease CTRL-1. Gene Ontology annotation, biological process: proteolysis. The record is from RefSeq and is a predicted model, not a curated record. NCBI's taxonomy places the organism in Eukaryota, Metazoa, Arthropoda, Insecta, Diptera, Drosophilidae. Gene Ontology annotation, molecular function: serine-type endopeptidase activity.
CCGGUCUCAGUUCUCGUUGGGCUUCCAUCAGCAUCGGUGCUAGACCGCGCAAUGGCAAUCCGUUCCCUGACCUUGCUCCUCGGCCUUUGUCUCCUCAGUGUGUUGUCGUCACUGGGGGCGGAGGCGUUGGAGGUGCCUGCGCACAACUGUGAGAGCUACUUCUCCUACUACCGCCGCGGCAACGGGGAAUAUUAUGGACUCUUUACGGCCCCGCGAGCCGGAAUCAAUAGCUUUUCCUGGGAGGUCAUGUUUACUGCCCACGGAACGGGUCAGGCACACACUGUUAGCAGCCUGAAGCCAUAUCCCAGCAAGGAUGAGGCCUUCGAGAACAUACACAACGGGGAACGGGGCCAAGUGUUCGUAGACUUCCAGGACUUUGGCAACGAGCUGCCAAAGUUAACCCGACUGGAGCUCAACGACCAGUUGCUUUGCUCCAAUUCAGAGUAUGAUGCUCCCUCGAGCACGAUGACCCGACGCCAGUCCAUGUCCACUACCUCGCCCAUACGCCAGAAGUCGGAGCCAAGCCCAACGCGUUACCCCAUAGUCCAGAAGUCAGCGCCAAGGACAACGCCAUAUCCUUCUUCGAAUUCCUUCCUACCGUUUCCACCCAAGCCAAAACCGGAAAUUACUCCCCACAUCCACGAGUCCGACUACAGCGAAUGCGGUAUGGAGGGCUUUGCGGCGCAGCAGAUUGGAGGCGACCUCGUCACCCGCGGACAAUAUCCCUGGAUGGCAGCCCUCUACGAAGGCGGCGCCACGGCCACCUACAAGUGUGUGGUGUCCGUCAUCUCCAAGCGAACGGUGAUCACGGCGGCCCAUUGUGUCUACGGCAAGUCCGCCAGCCAGCUGUGGGUUUACUUGGGGCGUCACGAUCGCUUCCAGAACCCAGAGGACAACGCCGACUUGGUCGGUGUGUCCAGUGUGCUUACUCCGCCACAGUACAAUGGCAAUCCCCUACCGGACGCGGAUGUGGGUCUGCUAGUGCUGAGGCAGGCGACGGAGUACACCAGGUACAUUCAACCGCUCUGCAUGUGGAGUUCCGGGAUGAGGGUGCCGGCGAACGAGGGCGACACCGGAUCGGUGGCCGGAUGGGGAUAUGAUGAGACCGGAGAGAAGACUCGCUUCCCGAAGGCAGUGAGUGUGCAGCUGGUGCCGCGGGACCAGUGCCUGAAAAAGAUGAAGCGGGCCCAGGACUUCAUCACGCGGAGGACGGUCUGUGCUGGGAACACACAGUCGCACGGUCCCUGCUUCGGUGACUCUGGAGCAGCGCUAAUGGUCCUGCGGAAUAAUCGUUGGGUCCUCCGAGGAAUAGUUUCCAUAUCGCCGAGCCGGGGAGGCAGCUGCGAUCUCAGCCUUUAUGUCAUCUAUUGCGAUGUUUCCAUGCAUAUCGAUUGGAUACAGCAGAAUAUGGUCUCUUAGGAUCUAUUCUUGGAACCAAGAUAAGGAGGGGAUGAUGAUUAAGGAGAGUAGAGCAACGAAUUUAUAAUAAAUAUUCUUAUCGGUUAAUUGAACCCGUGGAAUCUCUUGUCUCUGAAGUCAAACAAACUAGUUGAAGCUGCCCGGAGAAUUUUCCCAAUAAACGCGACUAGUUUCGAAUACCGGA